Messenger RNA from Lepisosteus oculatus (spotted gar), 2952 nucleotides. RefSeq names its product hippocalcin-like protein 1. Lineage: Eukaryota; Metazoa; Chordata; Actinopteri; Semionotiformes; Lepisosteidae. The record is from RefSeq and is a predicted model, not a curated record. Gene Ontology annotation, molecular function: calcium ion binding.
GAUAAUUUCGUCUAGUAAAAUCAUUUGAGUCUGGUGCCACGGAAUAACCUUUUGCGAUCGAAAACUGAAAGGAAGUCCAAUUUGGGUGGAUACCGUCGCACCCUAUCUGUGUUUUGGAAGCCGCCAUUAACAAGUUGCAUUGUAUUGAGGCGAUCUGUGCUGCAGCUCCUUCUCGAAAUGGAAUUGGCUUCUACAGUAGAUCGAACUGUCUGUUUAACAAAUUAUGUUCGCUGAACCUCUUUGAAAAGCAAAAACAAAAAAAAACCUUAAGGACUUUUCCCCCUGUAUCGCAACUUUUACCCAUUUAAAAGAAGCAGAACAGUAAACAAGAAAUAGAAAGCAUCAACAUAUCAUUGCACAUUUGUACUUUAUCAUUAUCGCUCGUUUCUUCAGAAGGAUUGUAGAUCCUACGUUUCCUCUUUUUGUUUUGUUUUAAUAAGCCGAAUGCAAGAAAUGAACUCGUGAGCUAAGAAGAAAGUGAGCGAAGAGGUCAUAUUGUGACACUUGUGCAUCGGAUCCGCUAACUUGACAACAACGCUAUCAACAGACGACAAGUUGGUAUCGAAUACAUUUGACUAGACGACGUGUCCAAGGAUGGGGAAGCAGAACAGCAAACUGCGUCCAGAGGUGCUGAACGAUCUGAGAGAGAACACCGAAUUCACAGACCACGAGCUGCAGGAGUGGUACAAAGGCUUCCUCAAAGACUGCCCUACUGGACACCUAACUGUCGACGAGUUCAAGAAAAUCUACGCAAACUUCUUUCCUUACGGAGACGCCUCCAAGUUCGCUGAGCACGUAUUCCGCACGUUUGACACGAACGGGGAUGGGACUAUAGACUUCCGGGAGUUCAUUAUCGCACUCAGCGUCACGUCGCGGGGCAAACUGGAACAGAAGCUGAAGUGGGCAUUCAGCAUGUACGACCUGGAUGGCAAUGGAUACAUCAGCCGGGCGGAAAUGCUCGAGAUAGUGCAGGCCAUUUACAAGAUGGUGUCAUCGGUAAUGAAGAUGCCUGAAGAUGAAUCUACCCCAGAGAAGCGCACAGACAAGAUAUUCCGACAAAUGGAUACAAACAACGAUGGUAAACUUUCGCUUGAGGAGUUUAUUAAAGGAGCCAAGAGUGACCCCUCUAUUGUGCGAUUGUUACAGUGUGACCCCAGCAGUGCAAGUCAAUUCUGAAUGGACAGCUUCAGCAUCACCCAGAACUUCUCGAAUGAACCUCCGGCUUGUCGUUGAAGCUUUGCUCGCAAACGGAUGCCUUUUUGAUCAUUCCUAGGUCAUUGGUGGACCAUUUCCCAUCUCCAGGUUCUGCUGUUUUUGUUUUGAUUUUAUCAUGUUUGUUUUGGAGGCAGCAUGCUGCUUGAUUUCCGCAAGAAUUUUAAGAAUACUUUUUUAAAUUAAAUUUGCACGUAUAUUGACAUUGUUCCAUGUACACUUCGACCUUGACUGUUUUUUUUUACAUUCAGUUACUAAUGGCUUACAUCUCAUAUACAUGGCUAACGUGAGCUGAUGUAUUUGCAGCUUUGCUUAGUCCAUUGCCAGUUGCUCUUUAACAAAACAAAAGAUGAUCACAGAACAGGAUUUCAGGACUUGUUGAAUCACAGCUGAAUGUAGUAGACGUUUCAGAUGAAUUGAGUUGGUUUGAUGUUACUUUCUGCAGUGGACCUGCUUGCUGUAGCACUCCUUAAUGUAAAUGUCAUCAUUUCUGUGCAUAUGUAGUGAAGUAAACUUAAUAGCUAUGGUCACCAUUCGUAUUGAAUGCAGUUGUUCUUGUAAAAGAGUCAGUUGACAAAAUGUGUAUUCCAUUUUCACAACUAAUACCAAGUGCAGUUUGAUAAUUUAUAUUCCUUUUGUGAUGUUUAAUCACUAGCAAAUAUGCAUGGCUGCCAGUGAUAGCUUUCUGUAUGUCUUUUUUACUCAUUUUAAGUAUUGAAUGUAAAUCAUGAUGAAAGGAAAUUUGAAAAUUAAAUCCAUUUUUAUUAUUAUUGUCAUUAUAAUUUUUAUUGAUCUAGGACCAUUCUGGUUUCUUGUAUAAGCUGUUAGUCAGAUGAGACCUUUUAAGUUAAGCAGAGUGCAAGUAAUUACUGGACGAUCGACAGAACUUGUCAUAUCCUUUUACGGGGGCUUACAUUUUAGUGCUUAUAUGUUUCUAAUAAUCCUUGUGCAUUCCAGUGUUACUUGAUAUUAUUUUCAUCCAUUUACUGCCAAGAAUUGUAAUUAAAAUAAAGUCUACCCAUUUCUUGUCAGGACAGUCUCUCUACUUUCCUGUCCAGCCUCGCUGAAUUACAGAUAUUCCUAAUGCAAACGCCUUAAUGGGAAAGCCUUUGGAAAAAGCUUGCACAUGCUCCAGCUGCUGUUCAGCACCAUUCGUGUAUCCCGGCUUUUGGGCUGAUUGCCCAUCUUAUCUGCAAGGAACAGCACGCGGAUCUGAGUCUUCUAAGGGAAAUCAAAAGCACGAUCAUCUCGAAUCUGUCUCUUGUGAAGUCCCAGGGGCUGAAGAAAGAACGGCCACUGCAGGAAGGAUAAGGUGUGUCUUGGUUUGGGGAUAUUUCUGUAUCAGGGACGCCAGUUAGUUGUUUUAGUUAUACAGCUUGCUAGGCAUCAGGGGAAGACUUCAAACUGGAUUUUCAAAAUGUAAAUCCGUACCACUUUUCCAUUUAGUGUUCAGUUCUUUGUGCUGCAAACACUGAAUAUCCUCCCGAAAUUCCUUAUUGCUGCAUCUGAUGCCUUGUUCUAAAACCGAAGGGGUCCUUCCAUUGAACAUAUUACAUCCUGAAAUGUGGAGCUGCAGCAGCUGUGGCUUUGUGCAAGCUGGUUUACUUUGUGGAGGUGGCUUACCAGAGCAUUUUUGGUAAAGGCUGUGUUAAACCAUUCAGAAUUGACUGUGUUUCUGCUAUCAAUACAUCAAUCUGUACAAUUUAUAUACUGUCGACAAAUAAAACGUGAAUCAUGGAU